Molecule: messenger RNA, 654 nt
Organism: Wyeomyia smithii (pitcher-plant mosquito)
Lineage: Eukaryota; Metazoa; Arthropoda; Insecta; Diptera; Culicidae
Exons: 2
Coding region: 1-654 (217 amino acids)
Biological process (GO): regulation of transcription by RNA polymerase II
Cellular component (GO): nucleus; transcription regulator complex
Source: RefSeq, a predicted model, not a curated record
AUGGAUGACGAAAAACUGAUCGAACUUGUGAGAAGCCAUCCUGUGUUGUACGAUUUGGGAGAGGCACGGUAUUUAGACUCGCGGCACAAAACGGUCAUUUGGAACAGAAUCGCUGCAGAAUUAGAAGCAGAAGCGAAUGAUUGCAAAUCAAGAUGGAGUAACAUCCGAGACCAAUAUCGGAAAUCAUUGAAAAAGGAAACUACGAGGAGUGGCCAAGCGGCCACUCAAAUCCGGCCAUACAAAUACAAACAUCUAUUGAGAUUUCUAAAGCCAACUUUCGAGGAACGGGCAACCAUGAGCAAUAUUGAGCCUGAGGAGCCUGUUGAUGACUCGUGGACUGAGCCAGCGGGCGAUAUAUCGUCACCAUUGUGGUCACCACAACGAAAUCCUUCACCGCUACAAAAUCCGUCACCGCCACGAUUUACGUCACCGCUGCGAAAUCGUAGUUCACCACGUAAGUCUACGCCAACAUCCAAAUACGCGCCAUCACCUCCACUGAAAAUACCUCCGUUACGACCUGCAAAACCACGAGCCCUAACACCACCACCACCGCAAGAGAAGCACCCGGACAAGAAACCGAUCGAAAACCACUCAAUUUCGUUUUCUUAUAAUGAUUUUUUUUUAAAUUUUAAAUUUAAUAUGAAUAAACCUUGA